Messenger RNA from Anopheles stephensi (Asian malaria mosquito), 2388 nucleotides. RefSeq names its product palmitoyltransferase ZDHHC23 (gene GABPI). The transcript is spliced from 6 exons. Lineage: Eukaryota; Metazoa; Arthropoda; Insecta; Diptera; Culicidae. Gene Ontology annotation, cellular component: endoplasmic reticulum; Golgi apparatus. The record is from RefSeq and is a predicted model, not a curated record. Gene Ontology annotation, biological process: protein targeting to membrane; peptidyl-L-cysteine S-palmitoylation. The coding region runs from base 784 to 1764 and encodes 326 amino acids. Gene Ontology annotation, molecular function: protein-cysteine S-palmitoyltransferase activity.
GAGAGCGAGAGAGCUGGUGUAGUGAAAAACUACAUACUAAAGUCAAACAUUCUUCGCUUUCCCCGGGAGGACAUGAGAUCAUACUACAGUGAGGCCGAUUUUUACGAUUACGAUCCGCGCACCGAUAUCGAUCCACUGUGCUGUUGUGAGUUUUUCGAUCGAAACAAUGAGCGCAACCAUCUGCUGCUAGCGUGCUGCAGUUGCUGCUGCACCAAAGGUGCAUCCGCAUCCUCAGACUCCGAUCCGGCCAGUUGCACGGUGUUCCGGUGAAAUGGUAGCGUGAGGAGGAGAGGUGAAACAAGUUUCACGAAACCGACAUUUUCUCGUGUUAAAGCAGGCCGAAAAAUCGUCUCAGGGCAACGGAUCGAUUGAGUUUGCUGGGGCCCGAACAACAAAAAAAAAAAAAGAAUUGAUUUUCGAGCGAACGAAGAGAGAUAGUGCAGCACUGCACUGCACAAGAAGAAGAUUCGUUUCCGGCACUUUCGUGCGUGUAUGUGUGUGUGUGUGUGAGGGUUCAUGCAACCCUUCCAUUGGUGCAUUAUCGGUGCAGUCUCAUUCCGAUAGCCGGCUACGCACUUGCUACCCCGUUAGCACGUUUCCCGAUUCAAUCACCAUCGCUACGGUGUUCCCGAUAUCUAGGCGCCGACUAGGUGAGCAAAGUUCCCUUACGCGAGAGCUGGCACGAGAGUUUGCCCGCUUCCGGCAAACACGGUCCAUAUUUCCACUAGAACGUUUCCCGGUAGAAACGAAGGCAGCAAACUGACGGAGAAAACGGCCCGUAACAUGCUGCUCACGUUUCAGGACCGGUUGCGUAUACCGUGGCGCGGUGGCGCAAAGCAAAUUACGCUCGACAGUGUCAUUACCCUGGUGAUACUGGUGGCGACGUUGAUGGCGACGGCAAUCAACUUCCAUUUCUGCCUGCUCAUCUUCACCCUGCUGCCGCUGGUAUUGCUGUACAUGAAGCGAUUUUGUGGCCAGUUUCAUCCCAAGACCAAAUUCUUCAUCAUCUGGUUCUUCGGUAGCUGCGUGUAUCUGGUGGCACUGUUCGAGCUGACCGUUCCGUUGCUGGAAAUACUGCCCCAGGAAAACGUCAGCUUUGUCGCGCUCAUGACGCUCGCUUUUCUCUGCCUGUUUAAGGCAAAGCAACGGGCGGCUCAGCACGAUAUGUCCGGUAUGCUGGAUAUCGAUGGACCGAGCGAUGGCUGCAAAGUGCCCAAAGACACGCAGGUGGUAAUGUUUUCCGAUCGGGAUGAUUCGGACGAAGGGUUGACCGAUCUGGAGGGUGGCUCCCGGUUGGCGUGCCAGCUGUGCCGUAAGUACGUCCCACCGAGAACGUACCAUUGUAAGGUUUGUUCGGUGUGCGUGGUGCGGCAGGAUCAUCAUAACGUUUGGCUGAACUGCUGUAUCGGUAAAUCGAACCAUCGACUGUAUCUGGCGGGUUGCUUUUUCACCCUGCUGGCCCUGGUGGUGUUUUCCAAUCUGGCCAUGACGGCGGUUUGCCGGCCGACGCCAAUCUUUACGCUGUACGGCGUGAUCGUGAUGAUGCCGGACGAUUGUAAUGAUAUCUUUUUUCAGUAUGAUAUUGCACUGUGCUUCACGGGAUCGUUGUACGCUCUGCUGAUGGCUGCCUUCGUAACCAUUGCCAUGCUGAAACAGAUCAGCUUCAUCUCCUUCGGCCUUUCCUUCGACGAGUGGCGACGCGGUGAUCACGUUAAACGACGGAGCUGUCUUUGGAAUUGGAAGGCUUUCUGCCUUGGUCAGUAGGUCGGAAAAUCAGCUUCGGCCACCUUUACAUCCGUAUCCUGCACAAGCACUCACACACACACACUCGCUCGUACAUGUGUGUGUGAUUAGGAUUAGCUUUUGGUUAGUUAUGUUUAACACUGUUAGUAUGUUGUGCGAAUAUUCGUACAUUUCAAGCAUGCCAUGUUGCUCUCGUUCCGUUGCCUAGGCAGUUUUGUAGUUGCUAGGCCGCAGUUGGUCUCACAAUGGAUAAUGAACUAUGUACCGCGUUAUUGUUUACCCUCCCCCAUACACACACGCAUACAUCUUUUUAAAACUUUAGCAGUAACUAAUGCUACUCCCGGACUCCCAAGCGCGUACUCCCGGGGCAUCUAUCUAGGGGACAUAUUAUUAUACAUUCUCAACCAACCGUAGUGACAAACACCUCAACAGCUGAUGAGGGUUUUUUUGCUAGCUCUUGUUGUCGGUUUAAACUUAACAUUAGCGGUAGGAAUCUUAACAGUAGCCGACCCUAUCUCUCCACAGAAGAAGAAGAACAAAGAAACAGUCCAAAUCGGGGGUGUGAUUAAGGAACAUAAAAUGUUACAAAUGAUAUAAGUAGGAUAAUAAGAAAAGAAUUGUGCACAAUAAAAAUUUCAAUUCAAA